CAGUUUCUUGGUGACCCCGUACGUGAUGUCAAGAGAAGGGUAAUUGACAAACUCGUGGUCUGUGUCCAAGUCAUCGGACAGUUAGUCUGGGACAGCUGUCUCCCGGUCGGCGUACCGUUUGAAUAAGGAAUAAGCGCACAACGUUGAGCUGGUACGACGUCUCCUAAACCCUGAGCUCAUCAAUGAUAAGGUAAGCAGAAUACCUGUUACUAUAUGUCGAAAUUCUGCAAAUUGAAAGAGGAAAUUUAAGAGGAGACUGUCGUUCAGAUCAAAUAAGGUGUGCAUGAAGUGAAUAUACAUACGGUGAAUAAGUUUGGAACUUACGUGUGUAACGUGUACGGUAAAGUCAGGGACUUACGCGUACUACGGAUAGGUCAGGGACCUAGUGCUUCGUCGUGGCGGACAAGGGUACGGUGACGAUCGUAUUCAGAUAGCUGGGGUUAAUAAAGAGAUCCCCGAGGGGAAGUGAGGCCUCCUCAAAAAAUAUCCGGUGGUAACAGUUCCUCCUGUGAGAGACCAGACCGCUAAAAUAUCCAAAAUGUGCAACCAAAUUGGGGGGAGUGUGUGUGUGAUGAGAGGAAUGAAUGGAGUGAGAUUGAGAGGAAUGUAUGCUGGAAGUGCAAAUUGUGAGCUACAUGAGAGAUGGAUUCGAAUCCCUUUGUCUGUGUGUUCUGUGUAUGUGCGUAAUCUCUGUAAAAGUUUGUGUCAGUCUAUCGUCGUUCGUCUGAGCUCUGCGCGAGCACUUUGUGUAUUGGCGUGCGUGCCGUGCGGAUGCGUGUGUGUAUGUGCGGUUGUGUGCGCGCUCGCUGUGUGUGCGUUUAUGUGUACAUGUGUGGUUGCGGGCGUGUGAGGAGGAAGAAGAUGAUGUUGUGAUGCAACAGAGAAAAAUGUUGGAGUGCGCGAAUCAGGACAGUAGAAAGAAGUGCAGCCAGGGAGAGAGAGAGACACGGAGAAAAUAUAAUUUGCGGAGUGGUCAGGGACAGAUGACACAGGCCGAGGUGCAGAAAAAUGAAUUGAUGUGUCCGCUGGUGACCACAUCGGGCGGUCAGCACUACGAGCCCAUGGUGCUCCGUGAUGUGACCGCGAUGAUGGAAAAGAUGCCCCCACUUCACAGAGGAGGCAAGGUGUGGCUGAACAAAUUUUUAGCUCUGAUGAGUGGGCAGAGCUGUACACUCGGUGACAUGCGCCAGAUGUUGGCAGGAGCAUGCUCUCUAGUGCAAUUGCAGGCAAUUGAGGAAGCAGCAGGCACAGCGAGGCUGGGGAGGGAGGUGCCCUUGCCACAAGUAGCAGCGCCCCUGUUUGAAAACAUUAAAUUGACUUUCCCACAACCCACCGAUCUGGCCCCCACUAUGUUUCCUUAUGAUGUGAAAAUGUCACCUGCACAACAUUAUGUAACAUGUGUGGAAAGUUGGAUUGAAACCACAGGUCGACAUCCAGCUCUCACGCACGAGGCAGAGGUGCUCUUCCGAACGGCGCUGCUGGAUGGACUUCCGCCAGAUGUGAAGAAGCAGCUAAUGUCAGAUCCUGACAUUCUGGCUCCUCAGGUGGUGGGGCGCGGAAGGGGCCAGUUCCGGGGCGGAUACAGAGGCCGGGGAGGGAGUGCACCUGCUUACCCGGGGAGGGCAACAUACAAGCCCCAUUCAACAAAUGCAUGUUUCAUCUGCGGCGAAACCGAUCACUGGGCAAGAGGAUGUCCACAGUAUCGACCACGCGGAGCCACCCACCCAGCCGAAGGCCCGCCAUACCAACCCGGAGCGCCGAUGCAACAGGCAGGAACAGCUCCACCCGGUGGACGGCCCUGGCAACAGCCACAAACGCACGGAGGUCAGUACUACCAACAUGAUGAUCUCUGGUGUGGACAAUUUGAAUAGGGCUGCCCGGGGAGCCAGGAAAGCAGUGGCCCGGCGGAGCCAAUGCUUCAUGUGACAGUGGAAGGAAAACCUGUGAAGAUGCUGGUGGACACGGGAGCAACUUAUUCAUCAAUAAACACUGCCCUUCCUGUAUCCUCACUGUCAAAGAAAACAACGACUUUAGUCGGCUUCUCGGGACAACCACGUACUCUGCCUUUCACCAAACCACUUGAAACUGUGAUCACCCGAACAGGGUGUAGACUGUGGCACAAAUACAUCCAUUCCACAGACACUCCGAUCAAUUUGAUGGGAAGGGACUUGCUGUCAGCCGUUCAAGCCAGAAUUCUGUGUGGGCCAGAGGGAGUGAUUAUUCAAUUUCCAGAUGGCAUCAGCAUCCAGUGCUCACAGCAGCUACAACAACAUGGUCAGUGGCUGAUGGCGCCCCUACCGGCAGAAGCAGAAACUGCAACCAUCUACUGGGCCAGGCUGGAGCCAGAGACCCCUGCUGGUGGCGGUGUGUUCUCGACCUACCUACUGUGGAAGCCCUGGAUCUGCUCACUGGCGCCAUACCACCCACCUGUUGAUCCUUUGCAUUGCACGCUAUAUUAUGACCGAAAAAGUGAUGAUGUUUAUCGGGAUUUGUUUGAAGAAAUUGAAGGGCACAUGUGGGAUUUAACUUCAUCAUGCAUUUUGAUUGGUAAAGAGGGAGUUGCAGCAGCUACUGAAUUAACACCAGAACAAAUGCAGUGGUUCAAAAUGACAGAAAAAGGGGUACCACACAUUUCACUAGCUCUUGCCCCAGGUCAUGAAGCCAGAGAAUUGGGCUCAAUGGUCAAACAUUUGUUGCUGCAAACCGACUGGCGGAAGACACACAUCCCUAAUUUGUACUGGUCAGAGUCUCAGAAAGCUUACCAAAUUAAACAACCCAUGGUAGACUCAGGGCUGCUGGAGAUGAUGUUGGUAUCUCGCACACAUGGCAGGGAAUUAACUGAUCAUGAGGACGCUGAAGUAAUGCUCGCGGCCUUGCCCGACACCUUGUGGUCCCAAGGUCCAUUUGAUGUCGGGUUUUGUCACUCGAUGGCCCCUAUUGAUCUCCAAAUGGAUGAGACGCAGCCUAUCAAACGACCCCAAUAUCGUUGGCCGAGUGAGGCGAACCAAGGCAUGGAAGACACUCUCUGCGGCCUCUGGGACGCAGGGGUGUUGGAAGUGUCAUGCUCCGAAUGGAACACCCCGUUAAGGCCAGUCCAAAAAGCAGAUGGGAAAACAUGGCGCAUGGCGCAUGAUUUGAGAGCAGUAAAUGAUGUCACUAUAACUCCUGUUCUUCCUGUGCCAGACCCGCACCGAAUCCUUGCAUCAUUGAACCCUGCCUAUCAGUGGUUCACCGUGAUUGAUUUGGCUAAUGCCUUCUUCUGCCUUCCGCUUUCCCCCUCAGUGCGGCACGUGUUCGCAUUCACUUACAAAGGGAUGAAAUUACAAUACACUCGCAUGCCGCAGGGAUUCAAAAAUUCGCCAGGAUUGUUCAAUCAGGUCCUCAAAGAACUCCUCGAACCAUGCCAAAUGCCGGAUGGCACAUUGUUGUUGCAAUAUGUCGAUGAUUUGUUGAUUGCAGCAAAGGACGAGCAGGCGUGUCUUGCAGGAACAAAGAAAGUGUUGUUGUGGUUAGGAGAGAAAGGGUUCAAGGUGUCAAGGAAGAAACUGCAAUGCUGUCGCCAACAGGUCACUUUUCUAGGUCGAGUGUUGACCCCUAGUGGCCUCGCCAUGUCGCCUGAACAUAGAAACUCCAUCCUCCGGCACCCACGGCCCGCCACCGUCCAGGAGAUGCUAUCAUUCCUGGGGUUGUGUGGCUACAGCAGACAUUACAUACCCUGUUUUGCCGACAAAACUGGUGUCCUCCGAGCCCUGAUCCGCGAACAGGGGGCCAGGAAUCUCAAGGCUUGCCUGGUCUGGACACCGGAGGCUACCGAGGUCUUUGUGUCACUGGUGCAGGAGCUGGCCUCUGCUGCGACCUUGGCCACUCCUGACUACACUCUGCCCUUCCAUCUAGAUGUCUCUAUUUCAGGGAAAGUUGUGAAUGGAGCUCUGUACCAGAAAAUGCAGCAUGGACGUGCAGUGUUGAUGUAUUGCAGCGUCCCCUUGGACAACAUUGAGCAACGACAACCCGAUUGUUCCAGGUAUGCGGCUGGCCUGGCGAAGGUCUUACUCAAAACAGCCCACACGGUCAUGGGGCAUCCAGUCUAUGUGUUAACUGAUCAUGCGGUCUCCUCGUUUGUCGCAUCGGCGGCAUUCACGUUGACUCCGCUGCGACAAACACGAUUGUUGAAAAUAUUGACUGCCCCAAAUGUCAACUAUGUCCAUUCCGGUGUGAACAUGGCCGAUCAAUUGUUGGUGGGACCCCAUGAGUGUGCAUCAAAGGUCCAGACGGUGACGAAAGUCCGACCUGACCUCUAUUCCACUCCGCUCGGGCACGGUCGGGUGGCGUUUACAGAUGGCUGCUGUUGGAGAGACAGGAUGGGCUCCCUCCAUGCGGCCGCGGCGGCGGUCGAGUGGAGGGAUGGCUCCUUCCAGCCUCUUAAAGUGAUGAAGCUCAACACCCACCCAUCAGCCCAGGCGGCGGAAGUCUUUGCUCUGGUGUUAGCUUUGCGACAAUGCAAGGGGGAGGCCGUGACCAUCUAUUCUGACUCCGCUUAUGCGGUGUCGGCGGCUUUGAUCGAUCUGGUAGGGUGGCUACAGAAUGGGUUCACGACGGCCAGAGGCUCGGAGAUUGCGCACAAGGAUUUGAUGUUGCAGUUGUUUGAGGCGUUGAAGUACCCGAGCGAGGUGGCCAUUGUCAAAGUGCCUGGUCACUCCAAAGCUGACACUUUAGUGGCUAGGGGGAAUCGAGCGGCUGAUGAAUUGGCCAAGCAGACGGCCGGGUACGGCGGGGCAGAGGACAUGAUGGUGUCCCGCGGUCCACUAAUUGUGGACGGGGAGCACCCCGACUCCUGUUUGCCUCUGUCACUCUCGCAUGCCGAUCUGUGUGCCGCCCAGGGUGCCACCUCCCCGGAACAAAAAUCGGUUUGGCUGGCAGCAAAGGCUGUCAAACGAUCAGAUGGCUUGUGGGUAGGACCCAAAGGACAGCCAGCUCUUCCGGAGGGAAGGCUGAUGUCGGAGAUCCUGACACAGGCUCACACACCUUCCCAUGUGGGUCCCCAUGCCAUGAUGAUCCAUCUUCGAAGUUGGUGGCAUCCCAAACUCUCGGAUGUGGUCUGGAAAUUCGUUGCAGAUUGUGAGUCUUGCCAGACGUUCAAUGCACGCCCUACGUUGAAACCAAAGCCCGGCCUGUUUCAGCCGGCCCCGUGGCCGGGGGCAGAGGUGAUCAUUGAUUUUACCGACAUGAGUACAAGAGUGAAUGGGAAACGCUUUUUGCUUGUGAUGGUUGACGCUUACUCAGGCUGGCCUGAGGCAUAUCCGUGCUCGAAAGAAGAUUCUACUGCUGUGAUCAAGGCUUUGAUCACCCAUUACAUCCCCACGCAUGGUUUCCCGGCCCUGAUCCGCUCUGACAAUGGUACACACUUUAACAACAAAGCCUUGGCCAAGGUAGAAUCAAUUUUGGGGUUGAAGCAUCGAUUCGGCUGUGUCUACCAUCCUCAGAGUCAGGGCGGAGUUGAACGUAUGAAUCGAACACUGAAGGAGAAAUUAGCCAAAAUUAUGGCUCAAACGACAAUGAAUUGGCUCCAAGCGCUCCCGCUUGCCUUGUUGUCUGUGCGGCAAUCCGUUAACAGGCGCACUGGAUUCGCACCAUUUGAAUUGAUGACGGGUCGUCUAAUGCCGGGACCAGCAACGACGCUCGUCCCACCAGAGGAUGUUACGGUACCAAAUUUGUCUCAUGCAGCAUACUGGUCCUAUUUGUCUGCUUUGGUGUCCAGUGUUUCUGCACAGAUUGGAGAGAAAUCCGCUGCGGCUGCGGCGGAGGAAGGCGUGUCAGCGGAGAAACAGCUCACGCCGUACGUGUACGUCCGAGUCAUCUCUAGAAAGUGGACGGACCCCCGGUGGAAGGGCCCCUUUCGUGUCUUGGCCAGGACGUCUCACGCGGCCCAGCUCGACUUCAAAGGACGCCGGUGGUAUCACUACUCACAACUCCGUCCGGCCCCAGAGUUUGUUCCGUCAGGAUGAAGGUAUUCCUGUUUGGCCGUGUCCCGGACCCGGCCAAAAGGGGGGGAACAGAAGGAACAAUACGGAAAAGGAAAGGUUUUUGGGAAUUUUCAGAAUUAUUUUUAGUAGGAGUGCUAUGUGUGAGUUGUCUUUUUGUGUGGGCAUUGAUGACAAUUGAUGAGACCAUCCAGCAGAAAACGUCCCAAAUUCAAAAUUCACCCACCAACAAACAAUACCGAUGCAGAGGAAAAGUAGUCUAUGAAGCUGAGGUGAACACAACAGAAGAGCUCUCACGAGAGGAACAGGAAGGUUUGAGACAGAGAUGUGACAGCAAAAAUUGGCAAACGUAUGUCACGUUGUCUAAUUGGACAGAGACCAACCAAACCUUACAUGACAAAUUGGAAAAGUACCAGAGAAGGGUGUGGAGGAACCAAAUUCAACAAGUAAAGAGAGUAUUGGAUUUAGCCCCACCCGAUAGAGAAGGGACAUGUAUUUACCAAUGUAAAGAAGAUGGACAGUUUGUUGUUGCUUCGUGUCAUGGACAAAAGAAGUUAACAUAUGGAGAAAUGUGGUUGUUUUAUUCUCAAUGCUCAGAGAAUGAGUUUGGUUUGUUCUCGGUUGAGAGGGCAUUGGAGAGUCACGGCAUACAAUUAUCCACUCAGAUGACGCAGAUGGCGGUGAAGGUAAGUAAAGGGAGGUUGAACGAUAAAUUGAAAAACCCCGCCCCAAUCAAGGAACCAUUGUGGUACUGUAAUGGAACAGGGUGCCCCACAGCAUAUUACAAUGUGUCUGAGUACCAUUUAAACAUCCGGUCCAAAAGACAAGUGGUGACUGGAGUCACUCAGACACACCGCGGGCUCUGCGAACCGGUUCAAUCAUUCAAAUGGGGGAUCCAGGUUUGCAUCCCUAAAAAUGUGACAGUACAAAUUACCAUACCGUUUGAUAGUUUGGUCAACGGGCAGAUUAGAGGACAAGAUUAUCGGGAUUAUGAUUGGUAUUUGACCAAUGAGUUGGUAAA
Messenger RNA from Syngnathus typhle (broad-nosed pipefish), 6999 nucleotides. RefSeq lists its product as uncharacterized. Gene Ontology annotation, biological process: DNA integration; proteolysis. NCBI's taxonomy places the organism in Eukaryota, Metazoa, Chordata, Actinopteri, Syngnathiformes, Syngnathidae. Gene Ontology annotation, molecular function: nucleic acid binding; aspartic-type endopeptidase activity; RNA-DNA hybrid ribonuclease activity. The record is from RefSeq and is a predicted model, not a curated record. The coding region runs from base 1914 to 6002 and encodes 1362 amino acids. The transcript is spliced from 2 exons.